UCCGUUGGCCUCAUCAUCAUCAAUUCCUUCCCCGGCAUAAAUCAUUUUCAUCUGCUUUAGAUUUUCAAUCUUAUUUGCAUAUUUUUUGCUUCCAAAGUCUGAUCGUUGGCUCUCUCAUACAGCGAGCUUCCUCCAAAAUAGGUCUUUCCUUUCUCCACCUCAAAAGGUCUUAUCCCGGAGUUUGGUGAUAUCUCGGAAGCAAAAAUGAACGAUCUAAUGACCAAAUCAUUCACCAGCUACGUGGAUUUGAAGAAAGCCGCCAUGAAAGAUGUGGAUCUGGAAGCUGGUCUUCCUCCCAAUGACGUAGAACUGAGCUCUUCAACAACCAACAUGGAUACUGACAUGGGUCUGUUCCUAGAAGAGGCAGAGAAGGUGAAAACGGAGAUAGGUCAUCUCCAAGAAAUAUUGAGCAGGUUCCAGCAGGCCAAUGAAGAGAGCAAAUCCCUUUGCAAGCCCGAGGCCCUAAAAUCCUUAAGGAACAGAAUCAAUGCUGACAUUGUCACCAUGCUCAAGAAGGCUAGAACCAUCCGGUCCCAGCUAGAAGAAAUGGACCGAGCCAAUGCUGCUAACAGGAGGCUAUCUGGCCUCAAAGAAGGAACUCCAGCGAUUUACAGGACCCGAAUCGCCGUCACCAAUGGACUCCGCAAGAAACUGAAGGAGAUAAUGAUGGAGUUUCAGGGACUGAGGCAGAGAAUGAUGACGGAGUACAAAGACACAGUGGGAAGGCGAUAUUUCACAGUAACAGGGGAAUACCCAAAUGAGGAAGUCAUAGAGAAGAUAAUCGCAAAUGGAGGCGAGGAAUUCUUGAGCAAGGCAAUACAAGAGCACGGUAGGGGAAGGGUUCUGGAGACGGUGGUGGAGAUACAGGACAGGCAUGACGCAGCUAAAGAGAUUGAGAAGAGCCUGCUAGAGCUGCACCAGGUGUUUCUGGAUAUGGCUGUGAUGGUGGAGGCACAGGGCGAGAAGAUGGAUGAUAUUGAGCACCAUGUGCUUCAUGCUUCCCACUAUGUCAAGGACGGGACUAAGCAUCUGCAGACAGCAAAGAAAUACCAAAAGAGUAGUAGAAAGUGGAUGUGUAUUGGAUUGAUACUUCUCCUGAUUCUCAUUCUCGUAAUUGUCAUCCCCGUCGCCACCAGUCUCAGCAGUUCUUGAAAUGAUGCCUUCAGGGGGUAAUUCUUAGGUGUUUUGUUUCAUUCUUCUUGGCAGUUUCUUCAAAGUUGAGCUGUACUUCGACCCAUCGUCGUUGGAUUGCCAGGAUUAUGUGUUGUGAUUCCAUGAAAUUGUUAGCUUGAGUUUUUUAUUUGAGUGAAUCGAUUGAUUAUUCUA
This is a messenger RNA of Prosopis cineraria, 1326 nucleotides long. RefSeq names its product syntaxin-related protein KNOLLE-like. The record is from RefSeq and is a predicted model, not a curated record. The transcript is spliced from 2 exons. Gene Ontology annotation, molecular function: SNAP receptor activity; SNARE binding. Gene Ontology annotation, cellular component: endomembrane system; SNARE complex; plasma membrane. NCBI's taxonomy places the organism in Eukaryota, Viridiplantae, Streptophyta, Magnoliopsida, Fabales, Fabaceae. Gene Ontology annotation, biological process: exocytosis; vesicle fusion; intracellular protein transport. The coding region runs from base 205 to 1152 and encodes 315 amino acids.